CACACACACACACAGCUCCCAGUUUAAGUAAUCACUAUAAACCAUGGCUGAAACUCUUGCAAAUGAACUCCUCAAAGUUCUUGUUAAGAAGAUGACCGAUGAAGCCUUCAAGCGAAUUGCUCGUGCUCAUGGCAUUUACAACGAGCUGAAGGAGUUGAAGAAGACACUCUCCAGAAUCCAAGAUCUACUUCAUGAUGCCUCCCAGAAGGAGGUGACUCAUAAAUCUGUCAAAUCAUGGCUGAAUGCUCUCCAACAUUUGGCUUACGAUAUCGAUGACGUACUCGACGAUUUGGCUACUGAAGACAUGCAUCGUGAGCUCACCUUGCAGGAGCCUGCAGCAUCCACCAGCAAGGUAAGAAAGCUCAUCUCAUCAUGCUGCACAAAGUUCUCACUAAGUCAUAGGCUGUCUCCCAAGUUAGAUAGUAUUAACAGAGAGUUAGAAAAUCUAGAAAAACGAAAAACGGAUCUAGGUUUGCUUAAGAUUGAUGAAAAGCCAAAGUAUACUAGUAGAAGAUACGAAACCUCUUUGCCAGAUGGGUCUAGUGUUAUUGGAAGAGAAGUUGAGAAAGAGAAAUUGCUGAAGAAGUUGUUAGGGGAUGAUGGGUCAUCUAAGGAAAAUUUUAGCAUUGUACCCAUAGUUGGUAUGGGUGGGGUAGGAAAAACCACUCUGGCUAGAAUUUUGUAUAACCAUACUAAGGUGCAGAGUCACUUUGAACUCCACGUAUGGAUUUGUGUUUCUGAUGAUUUUGAUGUCUUUAAGAUAAGCAAAACCAUGUUUCAAGAUGUUUCUAAUGAGAACAAGAAUUUUGAAAAUUUAAAUCAGCUUCAUAUGGCUCUUACAAAUCAGCUUAAAAACAAACGAUUUCUACUAGUACUCGAUGAUGUGUGGCAUGAAAACGAAAACGAUUGGGAAAACCUAGUGCGCCCAUUUCAUUCAUGUGCCCCUGGAAGUAGGAUAAUCAUGACAACUCGUAAGGAGGAACUGCUCAAAAACCUACAUUUUGGUCAUCUAGACUCCCUUAAGAGUUUGUCACAUGAAGAUGCUCUAUCUUUAUUUGCUCUACAUGCUUUAGGCGUAGAGAACUUCAAUUCACACACAACACUUAAACCAUAUGGUGAAGGCAUUGUGAAAAAGUGUGCUGGUUUGCCUUUGGCUUUGAAGGCAAUUGGAAGGCUAUUGGGGACGAGAACAAAUGUAGAAGACUGGGAAGACGUGUUGAACAGUGAGAUAUGGAAUUUGGAAAAUAGUGAUAAGAUUGUUCCAGCUCUCAGGCUUAGCUACCACGAUCUUUCUGCAAAUUUGAAGCAGUUGUUUGCGUAUUGCUCCUUGUUCCCAAAGGACUAUUUGUUUGACAAGGAAGAGUUGGUAUUAUUGUGGAUGGCGGAAGGGUUUUUGAGCCCAUCAAAUGCAACCAAGUCACCGGAACGCUUGGGCCAUGGCUAUUUUGAAAUAUUGUUAUCAAGGUCAUUUUUCCAACAUGCACCUAAUGAUGAAUCACUGUUUAUCAUGCAUGAUCUGAUGAAUGACUUGGCCAUGCUUGUUGCCGGAGAACUUUUUUUAAGGUUUGAUAACCAUAUGAAGAUAGGCACCGAACAUUUGGCAAAGUAUCGCCAUAUGUCAUUUUCUCGCGAGAAGUAUGUAGGUUACCAUAAGUUUGAGGCAUUCAAAGGUGCCAAAAGCUUGAGAACACUUUUAGCGGUAUCUAUUGAUGUGGAUCAUAGUUGGAACUACUUUUUCUUAUCUAAUAAGAUUCUGGUUGACUUACUUCCUAGCUUAACAUUAUUAAGGGUUCUUUCUUUGAGUCAUUUUCAAAUAACUGAGGUACCAGAGUUCAUCGAUAGUUUGAAGCACUUGCGGUAUCUUAAUUUAGCUAAAACUAAUAUAAAAGAGUUACCGAAGAAUGUUAGCAAUCUUUAUAAUUUACAGACAUUGAUUGUUUUUGGUUGUGAAAAUUUGACCAAGUUGCCUGAAAGCUUCUCGAAGCUUAAAAAGUUGCGACAUUUUGAUAUAAGGGAUACUCCGCUUUUGGAGAAGCUGCCAUUCGGGAUUGGUGAGUUGGAAGGCCUACAGACUCUCACCAAGAUUAUCAUUGAAGAAGGUGUUGGCUUUGCUAUAAAUGAGCUCAAGGGAUUAACAAAUCUCCGCGGGGAAGUUUCCGUUGAGGGACUGCACAAAGUGCAAAGCGCAAAGCAUGCACGGGAGGCGAACUUAUCUCUAAAAAAGAUUACUGGAUUAAAGCUGCAAUGGGUUGAUGUGUUUGAUGGCUCACGAAUGGAUACACUGGAAGAGGAAGUUCUCAAUGAGCUGAAACCUAAUAGUGAUACGUUGAAAGCGCUUUCAGUCGUGUCAUACGGGGGAAAACAAAUUUCAAAUUGGGUUGGUGAUCGCUCUUUUCAUGAGUUGGUUAAUGUGUCAAUAUGUGGUUGUAGAAAAUGCAAAUCUCUACCCCCAUUUGGGUUGCUCCCUUCACUUAAGAGGUUGCAGAUUCAAGGCAUGGAUGAGGUUAAAAUCAUAGGUUUGGAGUUAACUGGAAAUGAUGUUAACGCCUUCCGUUCACUUGAAGUUCUAACAUUUGAAGAUAUGUGUGGAUGGGAGGGGUGGUCAACUAUAAAUGAGGGUUCAGCAGCAGUGUUUCCAUGCCUUAAAGAGCUUUAUGUAAAGAAUUGUCCACAAUUGAUUAAUGUCUCACUUCAAGCACUGCCUUCACUCAAGGUUCUUGAAAUUGACAGAUGUGGUGAUGGUGUGUUGAGAAGUCUGGUUCAGGUAGCUUCUUCAAUCACUGAGUUGACAAUAAGUUGUGUAUCAGGGCUUACAUAUGAGGUGUGGAGAGGAGUUAUAGGGUAUCUUAAGGAAGUUGAAGAAUUAAGUAUCUGGGGAUGUGAUGAAAUAGAAUACUUGUGGGAAUCAGAAACAGAGGCAAGUACGCUUCUUGUGAGAUUAAAGGAAUUGAGAUUAGAGCAUUGUUCAGGUUUGGUAAGUUUAGAAGAGAAAGAGGAGGAUGACAAUUUUGGGAGCAGCACCGGCCUGUUAUCUCUUAGAACUUUGUAUGUAUACUCUUGUAGUAGCAUAAAGUGUUUAUGCUGUCCAAAUAGCAUUGAGAGUUUGAGUAUUAUUGGUUGUUCAGUUAUUAUAGAUGUGUACCUCCCAAAAGAAGGAGGGAAUAAGCUCAAAUCACUUCGUAUAGACAAUUGUGAUAAACUUGAGGGAAAAAUCAACAACACAAGCAUGCCAAUGCUUGAAACCCUAGAUAUUGAUAAAUGGGAAAAUCUAAGAUCAAUCAGUGAAUUGAGUAACUCCACUCACCUCACCAGCCUGGAUAUAAUUCGAUGCCCACAUAUCAUGUCACUUCCAGAGCUUCAGCUAUCAAACCUCACCCGUUUGUCAAUUUCUGGAUGUGAAAGUCUGGAGUCAUUACCUGAGCUAUCGAAUCUCACCUUUUUGUCAAUUAUUUAUUGUGAACGUCUGGUGUCAUUACCUGAGCUAAAGAAUCUCGCCUUGGGAGUUGAAGAAGCCCAUAUCAGAGUGGGGGGAUCUGAAUUUUCCAACUUCCCUUGUCAACCUAACGUUACGGGAUGA
This is a messenger RNA of Helianthus annuus (common sunflower), 3577 nucleotides long. Its product is annotated as putative disease resistance RPP13-like protein 1. The record is from RefSeq and is a predicted model, not a curated record. Gene Ontology annotation, molecular function: ADP binding. Gene Ontology annotation, biological process: defense response to other organism. The coding region runs from base 44 to 3577 and encodes 1177 amino acids. NCBI's taxonomy places the organism in Eukaryota, Viridiplantae, Streptophyta, Magnoliopsida, Asterales, Asteraceae. The transcript has 2 exons.